Molecule: messenger RNA, 1240 nt
Organism: Nicotiana tabacum (common tobacco)
Lineage: Eukaryota; Viridiplantae; Streptophyta; Magnoliopsida; Solanales; Solanaceae
Product: histone deacetylase HDT1-like
Source: RefSeq, a predicted model, not a curated record
GUCAUACCAAACACUAAUCAUUGCCCAAUUCGAGUCUCCCGCUUAUAAACCUAUACACUUCCCAACCCUAACACUUCCAUUUCUCUCUCACUCUCUCUAAAACCCUAGAGUUUUGUCUAUAUUCCUCUUUUCUCGAAUCAGCAAUGGAAUUCUGGGGUGCUGAGGUGAAAAGUGGACAACCUUUAACUGUUCAACCUGGAGAUGAUAUGGUUUUGCAUCUUUCACAGGCAUCUCUUGGUGAAGCAAAAAAGGAUAAAGGAUCGGAACCUGUAUGCUUGUCUGUGAAUGUUGAUGGAAAGAAACUUGUUCUUGGAACACUCAACUUAGAUAAGCUGCCUCAACAACAAUUUGACCUGGUUUUUGAUAGAGACUUUGAACUAUCACACAACUGGAAAAAUGGUAGUGUCUACUUCUUCGGAUACAAGGCAGCUAACCCAUACGAGCAGGAGGACGAUGAAGAAGAUGAAGAUGAGUCUGAUGAGGAAAUACCCCUUACUCUUGCCAACAUUGGAAAGGCUGAAGCUAAGGCUAGUGCAAACGAUUCUACUUCAGGUAAGCAGAAGGUGAAGAUUGCAGAACCUAGUAAAGAUGCAAAGGCGGAUGAUGAAGAUGAUAGCAGUGAUGAAGAUGAUACGUCUGAGGAUGAAGAAGAUUCUGAGAUGGGGGAGGAUGAAGAUGAUAGUGAUGAAGAUAAGUCUGAUGAGGAGACACCAAAGAAGGCUGAGCCUAGCAAAAAGCGACCUGCAGAUUCAGCAACAAAAACUCCUGCACCCGAUAAAAAGGCAAAAUUUGCAACACCUCAAAAGGCUGAUGGUAAGAAAGGUGCUGUCCAUGUGGCAACGCCUCACCCCUCAAAACAGGCCGGUAAGACUCCUGGAAACAAGUCAAACCAGACUCCAAAAUCUGGCGGAGCUCUUGCCUGCAAGACAUGCAACAGGACUUUUGGUUCUGAAACUGCUCUAGAAUCUCACUCAAAAGCUAAGCACAGUGCCGGGAAGUAAAUUGGCGGAGAAUCGUUUGCCUGGAGAUGUUAGUUUUGUUUUAUCAACGUUGGAGGGAAUGAUAAUCAGAAGAGUGUGUUAGUAUUUAGUAUAUCUUUGUUGAUUUACCCUAUGUAAAGCAAGAGUUAGGACCAAUUUUGCUGCAUACUGGUACUAGUGAAGGUUUAUUUUGAUGUUGACAGUUAUGUUGGUUGAGAUUCGAUUCAAAUUAAUGGUCGUUACCUAUUGGUAUUUUGCUA